AUGGACGAAUUCGAGUACAUGCAAGACGUAGUCGGCCAGCUGCCCUUCUUGAAAACGUAUAGCCAUCUUCUUCUGGCGUUCCCACUGCGGGAUGAUGAUUCAGUCCGCGAGGAAGCCAGGGAAUGUCUUCGAACAGCCUCUCUACGUCUCACAGAGGCGUUCCCAUGGCUCGCUGCCAAGGUGGUCCAGAGAAGCAACGGCCCGGGCAGAUCGGACUCUUUUCACCUUGAGCCAUGCGAACGGUGGUCGCCACCAAAUCCGAUUAUCCGUUUCAAGGAUUGCUCAAAUGCCAUGCCUUCCUACGAAGAGCUUGUGGGAGCCCGCGGACCGGCGUCUACGCUUCCUGGGGAGCUCCUGGCGCCUCGGAAAGCAUUUCCCGAGAGCUACAACGAGACGGAACAAGACCCAGCGCCCGUGAUCGCACUCCAAGCAAACUUUGUGCGAGGUGGCCUCCUCCUGGACUGCGCGGCACAGCACAACUUCGUCGACAUGAGCGGUAUUGAGCAGUGCUACAGCCUGCUCGCAACAGCGCUCCGCGGAGAGCCCUUUCCUAGCGAUGCCAUUGCCCAGGGAAAUAUGGACCGACGGAACCUGGUGCCCUUGCUUCAAGCGGACGAGCCCGUCCUGGAUCACGGGCAGUUUGUCCGGCCUGGGCCCGACAACAUGCCCCCGCCGCCCGCCGAGCCCGAGUCUCCCUUCUCGUGGCGGUAUUUCCGCUUUUCGCCCGCAAAGCUCGCCGCGCUGAAGGCCAUGGCAACACCGCCUACGACCGAGACGGAGACGGGUGCUUCUUCUGCUCCUCCGUAUGUCUCGACCAACGACGCACUCACGGCCUUCUGCUGGCAGCGCGUCAUCGCAGCCCGGCUGGCGCGGCGUCAGACCCCGGAGGCGGUGGCCAAGUUUUGCCGUGCCGUUGACGCGCGCCGCUCCAUGGGCGUGCCGGCGGGCUACAUGGGCGACCUGGUGACCAUCGCCACCACGACGCUGGGCUUCCGCGAGCUCGCCGAGGCGCCCCUUGCCGACAUCGCGGGCCGCCUCCGGCGCGACCUGACGGCGGUCAACAACCGCGACUACGUGCGCAGCUUUGCCACGUGGAUCCAGCGCACGGCCGACAAGACGACCAUCGCGUACGGGGGCAGGUUCAACCCCGACACCGACAUUGGAUCCUCGUCGUGGGCCCACGUUAAGCUCGCCAAGGUGGCGUUCGGCCCGCUGGGGCGACCGUCACUCAUCCGACGCCCCGACUUUGUGCCGCUCAGGAGCGACAUCUACUUCAUGCCGCAGACCGAGAACGGGGACAUUGAUGCUCUCCUGUGCUUCAACCAGGCCGACUUUGACGGGCUGAUGGCGGAUGAGAUGUGGACUGCUUUCGCCGACUACAUCGGCUAA
Molecule: messenger RNA, 1389 nt
Organism: Thermothielavioides terrestris NRRL 8126
Lineage: Eukaryota; Fungi; Ascomycota; Sordariomycetes; Sordariales; Chaetomiaceae
Exons: 1
Coding region: 1-1389 (462 amino acids)
Molecular function (GO): acyltransferase activity, transferring groups other than amino-acyl groups
Source: RefSeq, a predicted model, not a curated record